AUGCGCCGGAAAGUUGCUGAGUUCCAGUCAGAGAAACACCUGCUUACAUUUAAUCCGUUGACAAUAAGAAUGCCCCUGCAUCACAUCAUUGGUACCGUCUAUAUCACUGAAUUUCUUGUGAUAUUGAUAAUCAAUGUCAUCACUAUCAUCGCCUUCGCAAGAAUCCGCCAUCUACGCAAGCGCGAUACGUACCUCGUAAUAAACCUGACUUUGGCUGAUCUACUGGUGAGACCACUGUUCCUGUACCACAAAGACGAAGAAAGCAACAGUUUCACAUUACCACCACUUAUUCUUUGGGCUAUUAAAAUCAAUUUUCCAAUAGCUUCCCAGGUCAAUCUUUCCAUGAUAUCCUUGGAGCGGCUACAUGCAACACUUUAUCCCUUCAGGCACUGCUUGAUCACGAAAUGGGUUUACUUUAAAAUCAUCGUCGGUAGCCGGCUUAUAAUUUUCUCUGUCGCCUUUGUCAUAACUAUAUUAUCGCAAGACAAAUUUCCGUACGCAUGGACAUCAUUUAACGUUCUUACCCUAAUCGUCAUCACACUCUCUUAUAUCAUUAUUAUCGUAAAUGUUCAAAGAAGUCCUCAUUCACAACAUCAUGGUUCAAUUCACAAGGAAAAGAAACUGUCAGUAACAUUAUUCAUAGUCACUGGAGUUUCCGUUCUCAGCAUUUUACCCUGGGCUAUUUUAUUUCUACAUGUAAGAAGGUUUGAUAUUCAUGAUACUCUAGCUGUGAUAUAUUUUGCCAGUUCCAUAGUGAAUCCUCUUGUAUACGCCAUACGAAUGCAGGAAUUUGGAAAAGCAUUAAGAAACCUUGCAUAAAGACAGGGUUAAGCAGAGAAACGAUCACAGAGAGCCGAACAGAAAAGAGUUUUUCGUUCACAACCUGAAACUGAGUUGUAAACUACAACUGGAAAAGACGAGGACGGAACAAAACCUUCUUUCCAGGCGAUCUGAGAUCAAGAAACCAAAAAAUGAAGCCAAAGAAAUGUCAUGAUUAUGUUUUUGUACGUGUGUCCUGGAUGGAAAACGUCUACCACUUUAUAAAGUUCUGUGUACAUCUAGUCAGAUGUCAGUCACAUUUAGCCAGAUGUUAGUCACAAUUAUAAUUAGUCAGUUUUCGUUAAAGGUCCCGUAAUACGGGUAACAUUUUUCUUCAACUUGUCUUGCAACAUUGUUCCAUUGCAAGUUGAAAACGCAUUGUUGCGCGCAUUACCACGUUUGUGUCCAACUUGUCUCGCAGCAAAAUACAGUGUU
This is a messenger RNA of Orbicella faveolata, 1254 nucleotides long. RefSeq lists its product as uncharacterized. The record is from RefSeq and is a predicted model, not a curated record. NCBI's taxonomy places the organism in Eukaryota, Metazoa, Cnidaria, Anthozoa, Scleractinia, Merulinidae.